Molecule: messenger RNA, 1713 nt
Organism: Ooceraea biroi (clonal raider ant)
Lineage: Eukaryota; Metazoa; Arthropoda; Insecta; Hymenoptera; Formicidae
Molecular function (GO): catalytic activity
Source: RefSeq, a predicted model, not a curated record
AUGAAGUCCGCAAUUAAAUUGGCGGACGUCGGAAUCGAGAGCGUCCGCAUCAAAAGGGCCAUCACGGGGGCCACCAUCGUCGAGGUCCCCGGCCCGGAGGCGCAAUGGAAGGCGGAUGCCCUGUCGGGCCGUAUCACAACGGCCCUACAGGACAUGAAAGUCACCGUAGCCCGCCCCAUAAAAAAGGCGGAGCUGCGUGUGAAGGGCCUGGAGGACUCCUUUACCCUUACGGAGGUAAGGGAGUCCUUGGCGCGAGUAGGCGGCUGCCCUCCGGAAGCGAUCGAUCUGGGCCCCAUUAAAACGGGCCCAGAUGGCAUGGGGGUGGUCUGGGCCCGCUGCCUUGCGGCCGCUACACACAAAGCGGCGGCCCUGGGCAGGGUCCAGAUAGGCUGGACACGCGUAGGGUGGCGCUGUUGGAACCACGCCCCCUCCAGUGCUACAAAUGCCUGGAGGUGGGUCACGUCCGGCAGCGCUGCCCCAACGAGGCAGAUCGCGGUGACCGGUGCUACAGACGUGGCGAACCCGGUCACCGCGCUCGUGAUUGCCCCGCCAAGGCCCCCAAUUGCCCACUAUCAAAAAGCGGGUCAAGAGGGGCGGACGGGCGGGCUGGGAAAGGAGGCGGCGCCUGACAAAGCACCGCCUCCUCCACGACCACCCCUCCCUGCCGGAGCAGGAGAGGCGGUCACGGAGGAUGCAGGGAGGCAACCAGCCCCCACCAACGAGGACAGUGGUCACGGGGGGAGUGCCGAGGAGGGGCACCCGGCACCUCCCCCCACCGAUGGAAAUGGAGAAGGGGCGGGAGUAAACCCGCCCCCACCGAAGGACGGGGAGACCCUGGAGGAGGUCGAAAUGGUUGACCUGUCGGGGCGUGGUUCCGGGCUGGGGAUCGCGUCGGAGCCCUAUCGAGUGCCCAGGGAACAUCCCAAUUGGGCAAGCGAUAGAGGGGGCUCCGUCGCGAUCCACAGGUCUCCCAUCGGCGGGUCCCCUCCCAUGACCACAUUGGAGUCUGGGAGGGGAUAUGUGGCCGUCGAAUUCGCUGGCAUCGCCGUGGUUGGCUGCUAUGUAUCGCCUAACUGGGGUCUCGCCCAAUUUGGCGGAUUCCUGGCGGAGGUGGGGGGCUGCGUUGGACGCUGCGCCCCCCGCCCCGUCCUGGUCGCGGGGGACUUCAACGCAAAGUCACGCGUUUGGGGUUCCCCGCGAUCACACGCCAGGGGCGAAACCCUGGUAGACUGGGCGGCCUCUCUGGGCCUGUGUAUACUGAACACAGGCUCAGAGGGGACGGCACCCACCCAGGGCCGCCCAGGCAGCCGACCACGACGAUGGCAGCGAAGGAAGUUGGACGGGGACAGGCUGAUCGCCAGUCUCCUCGCGGCAACGUGGGCCGAACAUGGGCCCACGGAUGAUGUGGAGGAGGAGGCCGUCUGGCUGCGGGACAUAAUGACGGACGCGUGUGACGUGUCCAUGCCCCGAGCCGGAGGGCCUCCUAACCGGCGGGCGGCGUACUGGUGGACGGAGGAGAUCGCCGAAUUACGGCGAGCCUCCGUCCACGCCAGAAGGCGCUUCCUGCGCGCCCGCCGGCCAGGGAAUGCCACGAGGAUAGACGACGCCUAUGGAGUCUACCGCCAAAAGCAGGACUCCAUGAGGCGGGCGAUCGCCACUUCCAAGGAGGGGGCCUGGGAGGAAUUCCUCCGGGGAGUAGACGGGGACCCCUGA